Messenger RNA from Aethina tumida (small hive beetle), 444 nucleotides. RefSeq lists its product as uncharacterized. NCBI's taxonomy places the organism in Eukaryota, Metazoa, Arthropoda, Insecta, Coleoptera, Nitidulidae. The transcript has a single exon. The record is from RefSeq and is a predicted model, not a curated record. The coding region runs from base 1 to 444 and encodes 147 amino acids.
AUGGGCAGUCUUCUUAGUUCAGUGUUCGCCAAUUUCUUUAUGGAAAAGUUUGAACAAAAAGCGAUUGAGACUUCCAAACACAAACCUUCUGUUUGGUAUCGUUACGUGGAUGAUACUUUCGUGAUAUGGAAACAUGGACAAGAAAAACUAGAUCAGUUUCUAAAACACCUAAACUCUCAACAUAACAUUAUUGAAUUCACAAUGGAAUUGGAGAAGGAGAACCAAAUACCUUUUUUGGAUGUCCCAGUAAAAAGAGUGGGUGAACAUUUAGACCAUACAGUAUACCGAAAACCUACACACACCGAUGGGUAUCUACAUAAACUAUUUAACCAUUAUCCUAGUCAAAAGCAAAGGCUCAUAGAACGAGUCAAAAGGAUAUGUGCCACACACCACCUCGCUGAAGAACAAGAAUACUUGAAAAAAACACUACAGGCCAACAGAUAA